This is a messenger RNA of Vitis riparia (riverbank grape), 1226 nucleotides long. RefSeq lists its product as uncharacterized. Bases 133 to 981 code for a protein of 282 amino acids. The transcript is spliced from 4 exons. The record is from RefSeq and is a predicted model, not a curated record. Lineage: Eukaryota; Viridiplantae; Streptophyta; Magnoliopsida; Vitales; Vitaceae.
UUUUCUCUCUCUCUCGCGCUCCCGCUCUCUCUCUCUCUCUCUCUCAUCCAUUCCCCUUUUUUACUUCUUCAGUCCAGACUUCAUCGUUUCUUGUUGAUUUUGAGUCACAAUCUGUGAAUCCUUGGAGCCACAAUGAAGAGAAAGAGUUGCAGUCCUUGCGACUCUCUCGAGAGCUUCUUUGAUGAUAAUGAAUUGGAGGUUUCUGAAAUCCUGAUCCAAAUUCCCCUCAUCAUCUUCCAAGCUGAGAAUCGCAAUCGUCUUUUAGUCCCAUGGGGCGUUAGGAAGAGAAGAUCUGCCAUUGAUCCUGACUUAUAUCAGCCUUCUGUUCCUUCAUCGUCGUCGCCUCAUCUUCCCGGGACUUGUGUGGGUCCGACUUGUGACGAUGAUGAUCCUCAAGCGAAGGUCGAACCUUCCAGCCCUGCCACGCCUCUCUCCUUCUCCCCCAGCGAAACUGAUGGCAAGUCUAAGCGCUCUAAGAAGUGUGUUUCAUCUAAAAAGAAGAAGGAAAAUUUGUUGAAGAUGGUUGAGGAUUUGACUCAUCAGAAGGAGUCGCUAAUGACGGAAAUUGAGAAUGUCGAGCGGUUCUACAAGCAGUUGAAAGCUCUCAACUCAGAAUUAAAGGCAAAAAAACAACAGUUGAAUCUUGAUACGGCAAUCGCCGAAGCCAGAGUGGAGAGCAGAGAGCAAGACUAUCAUCAACAGCCACUGCCACUCCUCCUUCACGACUCUGCCCCAGCCAGUGCUUUGGUGGCCAACCCUAUGGGCCCACGUGUUAUACCUGAUCUUAACGUCUCCCCGGAGGAGACUCUUGGACCGGAACUAGUUGCGUCGUUGGAUCUCAACCUCAGUAUUGCUCUGAACGCUGAUACCACACAACUGAAUAGGGCUGCAGCUGCUCAGGCCAGGAAGAAGAGGCUUCAAAUUUACAAAGUGAAGAAACCCAAAGGCGGUUCAAGUCCCUCUAUCCUCUCUUUUGGUUAGCGGUUCAAAAUUGGUUCAUCUCUUCAAUGGAAGUUUUAUUUUCUUGGAAUUUUUAUGAUGGAUCCAAUCUCUGAUACCAUAGAUAUACCUUUGUUGUCAUAUUUCAUCUCUUCAACAAAUUUAGUAAUAAGCAGGGUACAAAUCAAUUUUUUGAUGUUAUAAUUCUUGAAUGUACAGUGACUGUCGCAAUGCAACAAUUGUAAACUUCUUUUACCAUUCAAUUAUUAAUUUUGGUGUUGCUCUGC